AGGACUCCAGCACCAUGGCGGCCCCCCUCAGGCUGUUGCUUGUGGCUAUGCUCCUUCUGGGGGCAGUCCUGCAGCAGGUGCAUGCAGCACGAGCCACCAACGUGGGCCGGGAGUGCUGCUUGGAGUAUUUCAGGGGCUCCAUCCCACUGAGGAAGCUGGUGUCGUGGUAUAAGACCUCUACUGAGUGUCCCAAGAAAGCCAUCGUAUUUGUGACAGCCCAGGAGAAGUUAAUCUGCUCAGACCCCACGAAUGGGCAUGUGAAGAAGGCCAUCCGAUAUCUGUCCAAGACCACCCUAGCACGCAACUCCAGAGACCCCAAGCCCUGA
Molecule: messenger RNA, 326 nt
Organism: Ochotona princeps (American pika)
Lineage: Eukaryota; Metazoa; Chordata; Mammalia; Lagomorpha; Ochotonidae
Gene: CCL17
Product: C-C motif chemokine ligand 17
Exons: 3
Coding region: 15-326 (103 amino acids)
Biological process (GO): immune response; G protein-coupled receptor signaling pathway; monocyte chemotaxis
Cellular component (GO): extracellular region
Molecular function (GO): chemokine activity; CCR chemokine receptor binding
Source: RefSeq, a predicted model, not a curated record